GCUCCCUCUCCCAGUCUUCCUCGUUCAGCACAGUAGUCACAGCCUGUACAUCAUGCAGCUGGUGGCCAGCCUGGUGUCCGUUCUGCUGCUGGUAUGGAGCGUGAGAGCCACUGCCCUGCCCGGAGAAGAGAGACUCGCGAUGCAGAACCCUAGGGAACAGAGCACAGUCCGGAAAGACGCCAUCCUGAAGAUGCUGGCGGGCCUGCUGGACGGCGUGGACGUGGGGCGUGAGGUGGCCUCCCCGGACGUAGAAGAGGAGGGCAAGCUGGAGGAGGAGCGGGUGGUGCUGGGGCGGCUCGCCCAGCUAUCGCAGCGGGACCGCAAGGCCCCCUGCAAAAACUUCUUCUGGAAAACCUUCACCUCCUGCUAGUGCCGCCC
Leptosomus discolor (cuckoo roller) is the source of this 378-nucleotide messenger RNA. It is a transcript of the gene CORT, whose product is annotated as cortistatin. Gene Ontology annotation, cellular component: extracellular region. Gene Ontology annotation, molecular function: G protein-coupled receptor binding; neuropeptide hormone activity. Lineage: Eukaryota; Metazoa; Chordata; Aves; Leptosomiformes; Leptosomidae. The record is from RefSeq and is a predicted model, not a curated record. Gene Ontology annotation, biological process: adenylate cyclase-inhibiting G protein-coupled receptor signaling pathway; regulation of cell migration.